Messenger RNA from Syngnathoides biaculeatus (alligator pipefish), 642 nucleotides. Its product is annotated as apolipoprotein D-like. NCBI's taxonomy places the organism in Eukaryota, Metazoa, Chordata, Actinopteri, Syngnathiformes, Syngnathidae. The transcript is spliced from 4 exons. Bases 39 to 626 code for a protein of 195 amino acids. Gene Ontology annotation, molecular function: pigment binding. The record is from RefSeq and is a predicted model, not a curated record.
GGCAAUUUGUACAGGUGUCACUCAUCCCUACAAACAAGAUGGCUGCCGUGCAGGUGACGUGCUUGACGUUGAUGUUUGCCGCGGUGAGCGUGGCUCAGGUGUUCAAAUUCGGCGGGUGCCCUGAUGUUGCCGUUCAGGACGGCUUCAACCUCACCAGGUAUACGGGCAAAUGGUACAGCGUCAGGAGGCUGCCGACCAAAUUCCAUCAAGGCAGCUGCCCGUUUGCCGUGUUCACGCUCGUGAGGCCCGGAGUCUUCAGAUUCUCCAUCAAUGAACUGCUUGCCAAUGGUAGCGUUUAUUCCACUAAUGGCACAGCCCGUGUGACGGAUCCUACAGCGCACGCCAAGCUGGAGUUAUCUUUCGAUAACUCAUCUCCUCCUGGAAAGUUCUGGUACUGGGUGCUGUCCACGGACUACGUGGACCACGCAGUGGUGUACCACUGCGAAGAGUGGGGCCACUUUCACCUGGACCUGGCCUGGAUCCUGGGCAGGGCGCCGACGCUGGCCCGGGAUACGAUCCAGAAGCUGCAGAGAGUCCUGAACGCCGCCGGUGUGGACGUCACUCAGCUGGUCGACGACAACCAAAACUCAAAGUAUUGCAGCAUCAUGCCUCGCUGGAAGCAAUAAAGCAAACUGAAAUGAA